This is a messenger RNA of Sebastes umbrosus (honeycomb rockfish), 9653 nucleotides long. RefSeq names its product basonuclin 2 (gene bnc2). Gene Ontology annotation, biological process: regulation of DNA-templated transcription. The transcript has 6 exons. Bases 809 to 4735 code for a protein of 1308 amino acids. Lineage: Eukaryota; Metazoa; Chordata; Actinopteri; Perciformes; Sebastidae. Gene Ontology annotation, cellular component: nucleus. The record is from RefSeq and is a predicted model, not a curated record.
UUUCCACGCUGCUUGUACAGUAAAUGCGCGUCUCUUUUUUGUGCCGAUUUCUUUUUGGGCACAUUUUUCAGUCGCACAAACAAAGAUGUGACUCUUUCUUCCUCCUGACACAACCUUGUAAAUCACAGAAAAACUGUGUGGAGCCACAAUCACUCGGGUUACAGUCACACACACACGCUGCGUGUUAAAACAGUGGUGUGGAUUCACAGCAGCAGCAGCAGCAGCAGCAGCAGCCAGCUCCUCGUCUCUUCUCUCCAGCCCGGACCGACCGACCGACCGCUGCUCUCCUCGGCGCACUGCGCUGACUCUGCAGAAGGAAACCAUCGGGGGAGUGUAAAGGAAGGCGUUUUUUUUCUUUUUUUUUUGCGUUUUUCUCAAGGUAGGACAAGCAGUUACAACACAGCUUCUGGUUGUCAGCGAUCCCCUACUGUCUAGUUUGACUUCUUCAGUCUUAAAGAAGAAGAGGUGACUGAGUGUCGUGGUGCGUUCCUCUCCUCUCUGAGACUUCACCGGCGCGUUUUCCAAAACGUCUUGACGCGCGUUUUUUUUUCCCCUCAGUGAAGAAGAAGCUCGGACGCAGUGAUUCUCGGGAUAAAAGAAGAAAAAAAGUGACUGUUUUCCUCGUGUUGUAUACUUAAAAAAAACUGUCAUAAACGUCGAUUUGUGAAAAGGAACAGCGACACAGACAGCGUGCAGCAUUGAAGAGGAGAAAGUUCCCCACUUGAGGGCGAAAUCAGACUUUUUUCUAGGACGCCAAGUUUUGAAAAGUGCCAGCAGUCCUGAGGUCUGUCAGAUACAACAUGCAGCAAUGUCCAAGGAGGCAGAGUUGGAUGUGAGAGGCAGUGAGUGCGACGACACGGUCCCACAAGAGCCCAGCACAGACCCGGAGCCGCCCAGGCCACCUCCAGCUAAGGGCAACGGACCCACCGGCACCGCUGGCGUUUGCACGAGCAUCCCCUCCAGUAGCCACAGUAGCAGCAGCAGCACCACCAGCAGCAGCACCAGCAGAAGUGGUCUGGGUGGCAUUACCAUCGUUAGCAGCAGCAGUGCUGAGGGAGCAGGCGAAAGCUCCAUGCAGUUCAGCACCAGACCGCCUAGUGCUGAGCAGCCGGGCUUCAUGGGGACAUGGCAGCAGCAGAGCACUGACAGCAACCUCCUCUACAGAAUGUCCCAGCAGGCCAUUCGCUGCACACUGGUGAACUGCACAUGUGAGUGUUUCCAGCCAGGGAAGAUUCACCUACGGACAUGUGACCAGUGCAAACAUGGCUGGGUAGCUCACGCUCUGGACAAGCUCAGCACCCAGCACCUGUACCACCCGACCCAGGUGGAGAUCGUUCAGUGCAACGUGGUGUUCGACAUCAGCAGCCUGAUGCUGUACGGCACCCAGGCCGUACCCGUCAGGCUCAAGAUCCUCCUCGACCGCCUCUUCUCCGUGCUGAAGCAGGAAGAGGUGCUGCACAUCCUGCACGGCCUGGGCUGGACCCUCCGCGACUACGUCAGGGGCUACAUACUGCAGGAUGCUGCAGGCAAGGUGCUGGACCGCUGGACCAUCAUGUCCCGAGAAGAGGAGAUCAUCACCCUGCAGCAGUUUCUGCGCUUUGGUGAGACCAAGUCUAUUGUGGAGCUGAUGGCCAUUCAGGAGAAGGAAGGUCAGGCAGUUACAGUUCCCUCCUCCAAGACGGACUCCGGGAUUAGGACAUUCAUUGAAAGCAACAACAGAUCCCGAAGCCCGGGGAUCAUGACAUCACAUCUGGAAAGCAGUAGCCCAUCCAGCAUUCACCAUUUUGAGAAUAUCCCCAACAGCUUAGCCUUCCUCCUGCCCUUCCAAUACAUCAACCCAGUCUCUGCCCCCCUGCUCGGCCUGCCCCCCAAUGGCCUGCCUAUGGAGCAGUCUUCUCUCCGGCUCCGGGAGCCCAGCCUGCCAAACCAAGGUGAACCGUUGGACACCAGUGAGUCAGAAGUGUCCCUGUCACCCUUCCGCACAGGCCAGAGCCCUAGUCGUGGAGCCCUGGGAGGCCUGAACAACAUUGAACCCAAGACAGAGCCCAACAACAGGGCAUCGCCCAUCUCACCAACCCCUUCCACCCAGCAGGCUCAACAACAGCAGCAACAGCAGACACAGCUCCAGCAGCAGGGCCAACAGCAGUCCCAAAAUCAACCUCAGCAAUCCAACAGUUUGAGUGACCACCAUGUCCACCACCACUUUGUAAAGGACGAGCAGUCUAAAAGCAUCAGCCAUGCUUCCUUUUCCUCCAAGAUGCAUCGCAUGCGCCGCAUGGGAUCCACCUCACGCAAGGGCCGUGUGUGCUGCAAUUCUUGUGGCAAAACCUUUUAUGACAAAGGUACACUAAAGAUACAUUAUAACGCUGUACACUUGAAGAUCAAACACCGUUGCACCAUUGAGGGGUGCAAUAUGGUCUUCAGCUCAUUACGCAGCCGCAACCGCCACAGUGCCAAUCCCAAUCCACGGUUACACAUGCCCAUGCUGCGCAAUAACCGCGACAAGGACCUCAUCCGUUCAACCACUGGUACACCUGUCAUCUCAAGCACCAAAAAUUGUGGCUUCUCACUCACCAGCCCUGGAAGGCCACCACUGGGUUUCACUACUCCACCAGUAGACCCUAUGCUUCAGUCACCCCUGCACAGCCCACUGGUGUUCCCCUCCUUGAAGUCAGUGCAGCCUGUCCAGCCAGUGCCCCCAUUCUACCGCACACUACUGUCCCCUGCGGACCUUGUGAGUCCUCCAGUGUCACUGCCCACCAGCCCCAUCCUACCCACAACCACCAACAGUACCACCCUGAUGGACCAACAACAUCAUCUCCUGGCUGCUGCUGCAGCAGCGGCCUCCCACAAUAAUGUUCACAUGUCAGAGGUAGGAGCCAUGUCCCACCGCUUACAUACAAAUAAUGCCAAUCACGACCUCAACACUGGCUGCAGUGACCCCACGCCCAAAAAGAAGCCUCGUAAAUCGAGCAUGCCAGUGAAGAUUGAGAAAGAAGUGAUUGAUGUGGCGGAUGAAUACGACGACAAAGAUGAUGAUGACGAUGACAUCCACCAUAAUCACCACCAUCACUCAACCCUUCUUCACAACAAUGUCAAAAUGAAUGGUAACUGUAACAGUAACAACAACAGCGGCAGUGGUACUGGGAACCACAGUGGUGGUAGUGGGCAGCAAUCCCCUUCCCAGGACGAGAUGAGCCCUGGCCUAGCUCUGAGGGGCAUGAUGAGACAGAGUGAAGAUGAAUGCAGGGAAGGGACCGGUAGUGAAGGCAGGGGUGGAAAUGAUCUUCAAGGCUCUGGCGAGCUACGUUGUAUGGGCAGCUUCACCUCUGAGGACCAGGACCAUGAAAGAGACUUUGAGAACGAAUCUGAAACCUCUGAUUCCAAGAUGUUCUACCGUGACGAGCUGAUAGAUGUGGAGGAUCAGCAAAAACACAGCAGGGGUGGAAGGUGUCUGGACAAGGAACAGGACGAUGAGGGUAGUGAGGAGGCCCAAUUGAGAAAGGAAAUGGAAGGCAAGGGUCAGUCCUCACCCUCCCCUCAUCAGCCCCCUAUCAGGAUCAAGGAAGAACUCAACGAUCCUACUUACGACAUGUUCUGCAUGGGCCAGUAUGGCCUCUAUAAUGGAGGCAUGGCGGCGGCUGCUGCUGCUGCAAGCAUGGCUGCUCUGCACGAGAGCUUCAUCUCUUCAAUGGGCUACGGUGCCAGCCCACCCAAAUUCCCUUCUUCUCAAUCACCAGAGGGAGACCCAUGCUCAAGUCCUGACCCCAAGAUCUGCUACGUGUGUAAGAAGACCUUCAAGAGUUCCUAUAGCAUGAAACUGCACUACAAGAAUGUGCACCUCAAAGAGAUGCAUGUGUGCACUGUGUCUGGCUGCAACGCUGCCUUCCCUUCACGGCGGAGCCGAGACAGGCACAGCUCCAACAUCAACCUGCACCGCAAACUGCUGACCAAAGAGCUGGACGACAUUGUCCUGGACCCCCAACUCCCGCCACUGCCCAAGGACCUGCGAGCCGAGAUACUGGCUAAGAUCUACGCCGGGCAUCACAUGGGCUUGGACCCAUAUGCCGGGAUGGGCAUCGGAGGCGCCAGCCUCCGGCCCACUGGCCUGAACCACAAUGCCCGUUCCCUGAUGAGCAGUGAGUAUCCCCACCACCCUCUCAACCAUACUCUUAAAAACCACCACACCAACGGCUUCUCCCGGGGCCAGCCAGACGACUACAUGGUGUUGGACCUGAGCACCACAUCCAGUGUUCAAUCCAGCAGCAGUGUCCACUCCUCACACGAGUCAGACGAGGGCAGCGACGAAGGCAUCCUAUUGGAUGACUUGGAGGAGGAGGAGGGAGAAGAGGAUGAGGAGGAGGGCAACAGCGAGGGGGAGGACUGCUCCCAGCAUGCCGAGGGGCGGGUUGAAGGAAGGCAUCGGGAUGAGACUGGAGAACUAAGAGGAGAAGGACAUGGCGAGGGGUUGGAACCUUCCUCCUCGCCAUUCCUCUUUUCGCCCACCGGGGGCAGUAACGGUGGCAGCAGUGGGAUCCUCUGCAACAUCUGCCAUAAAAUGUACAGCAACAAAGGAACCCUGCGCGUGCACUACAAGACUGUGCACCUGCGCGAGAUGCACAAGUGCAAAAUCCCCGGUUGCAACAUGGUGUUCAGCUCUGUGCGCAGCCGUAACCGACACUCUCAGAACCCCAACCUCCAUAAAAACAUGCCCUUCUCUACAAUAAUAGACUAAAUAAUGACUUGCUACUCGACCCUGCUGUCAGUCGGCCCGCUCCUCCCUUCAUUCCUCAUCCUUAUUCCUCCUCAAAUUAGCUUUUAAUCCCAGCCCAGGGCCAUCAAAUACAAGCUAAAAGCCUGUAUGCCUCCUGCCCGUCCUCUGUACGUCAUUACAAGACAUUUCUAUGUCCCUCUAUGAAAUUCAUCGACUUUAAAUACAGUUUAUUAUUGUGACCUUUGACUUUUCCUUCUUUGGAAGAACAGGAUGAUGCUCUUGCUCAUGGAGUUUGCUUUAUAACAAAACUCCAAUUGUUUUUUUUUUUUCAUAAGCCCCUACAUCUUUCUUUUCAGACUUCUUCCCACUUUGUUUUUAUGUCCGUCUCCAAAGAAUCUAUUCAAACUCUUAUUUGUGACUUUGCCUGCAAAAAUGAUAGUAUUGGAAAAAAAAAGAAAAUCUUCUUGUCGUAUUUGUGUAAUGAUAGCUUUUAAAUGAACCCCCUUACAAAAGCAUGACAGCUUCAUUUUGUAAAUAAUGUCCCAAGAGGCUUUUGGUGUAAAAGAGUUGUGUUGAUGGUUGUUUGCUUCUUUUUUCUCUCUCGUUAUGGUUUUAUGUUACAGUCCAGUACAAUACUUCCAGCUAUAGGCAAGAAAGAGGUAGCAUCUUACUAGCUUGACUCAUUUAUGUUAGCUUCAAAGACAUGUUUUAAACUGAGUCCUAGGAAAAAAAGAAUAUCAUGUGACUUGUUUUAUCUACUUGUUAGAUAUUCAGAGGUUGCCGGCAUGCUUUUUUAGGCUCCUACACUGAUAUCAUUCUCUGUAUUUCUAUUGUUUUAGUUUUUUUUUUGUCUGUUAUGUUUAUGAGCUUUAGUAUACCAAUUCAGUUUUUGCACUUUGCAUCUAUACAAGGGGAUGUGUAAUAUUAUUAUAAUGAGGACUUUUGCAAUGGUGAGUUUAGGUGUUGUUCGGGGUCAUUGAUGGCUACGGUGCCAAGGUAAAUGAUAAUACCUUCAACAUACUCGUGCCAGUUUCUUUUUGCACGUGCUCAGUUUCAAACACAGUUUCACCACAGAAGACGUCUCGCCUCCCUGAACAAAAACCUGAGAUCUGCCCCCAUCGCUAAACAACGUAUUCAGAAAGUGUCUCAAAAAGCCUCAAAACGAAUCCGAGUGUGAAUGAAUAUAAACUGCUGUUUCACAAACACACAAAGGAGUUAAAUAUUGAUAAAGUCUCUCCUCCUCUUUUUGUUUAAUUUGUGUAUCGUUGCCAGUUAUGAUCACGAUAAUUACAUCAGAGGUUUAGUGGGGUGAUCUGUGUAAAGCAUGACAUUAUUGUGACAUUGUCAAACAAAGUUAUCAAUGCAAGAACUCGUGUUUGUUCUCACAAAAAGGCAUCUUAAUGAAAUAUGACUGUCCCAUAGAUGAGAAAAAAGAUGAAAAUAGUCAUUCAACUGUGACCAAAACAAAAGUGUUUGCUUACGAAGAGCUCUUUCAGUGUGACAGUGUGUACUUAAAUCAUGCCCCAUUGGAUUAAUAUGAUGCACUUGAGUCUUAAAUCUUUUGCUGUGAUAUUUUCGGUAUCGGUUUCCAUGGCUGAGUGUCGGCUACAAAUGUACUCUAUGAAAAUGUUACCAUUUUCCUGGCUGUUGUUUGCAGCCAUUUUUAACAUGUCCAUGACUGUCUUACGGUACAAAUAUUUCCAGUAACUGGGCAAAGUAGCCAAGGGAAGGGGUAUUUAUUGGUGGGUGAUGUAUCUUCAUGGAGAUGUUUUUGUCCAGUAUAAGAAUAUUUUUUGUAAAAAGACAAAAAAAUCGAGAUUGUUCCUCAGUUCGACUUGUUUAUCAAUGUAUUAGCGAUGCCAUGUGUUACUAUACAAGGAGAUCUUCUCUUACUUGACUGGUGCUACACACAGAGGGGAAACAUAUGCAGUGUUAUGUGGUAUGCUGUACAGUAUUCACAACACCUUACAUCCAUGACAGUGUUGAGUUCCAUUUAUUUCAUACUUAAACCAUUUUGCAAUAUAGACAUGACCUAUUCUAGUGAAAUAUUUCAUGUCUUUUUUUAAGACUCCACCUAUAUGACACAUGCAGUUUUCGGUCCUCUCUUCUCAGAGAUAAAGAGAGCGAGACAGAGAGCUGAGGCUGAUGGAAAGGUUGCGGAGGUGGAAGGCUGACUAGGGAGGAAAGGAUGACAGCAACGAUCAUUAAAAAUGUGCUGCUUCUCCGUUACCUGGAGGCGUCCCUGCCAUUCCAGCUUCUUCUGUCUAAUAACUCACUUGUCACUUCGUUACACUGCCAGACUCCAAGGUUGCUGACAAGACUGUGACACUGACAGAAAGAGAAAAAAAGAAGGGAAAGGGAUUGUGUGCUCUCAACAAUUCAAUUUGACCCAUUCAAUUUAGCUGAAUUCAAUUCAUCUAUUCCUUUUUCUUAUUCAGGGUCGCUGAUAAUUCAAUUCCUUUCCUCUCGUUCUGUUUUUCUCUUUGUCUGUCAGAGCGCAGUCAUUUAACAACCGCCUUACCCAUUUCUUCAACCCGCCACUCACUUACCACCUCCACACCCCACAGCGCAAGUCCUACAGGGACACACACUAAUAGUGUAUGCUUAAGUUCACCGGACGGCCAUGGCAUAGGAAAAAGGGAUGGGUAAUUGCCUGUUUAUCCCAAGUGAAGGGAAAAUUGAGUACAGGAACCCCUGCCUUCUCCCAGGAGUGGGUUUCACUGAGGCGCUUGCUGCCUCAUUCACUCAUUCAAUCCCCCCGGCCCUCGCUCUGGCAGAAAUAAAAAAAAAAAAAGAAAAAGUGCUACUCCAGGAACCCUGCUGACAGCUGUCUCUCUAACACACAACCACACAAACACACAUGAACACAGAGGAGAGUGGCGCACACUCACACAUGCUUCCUACUUACAGGCCAGAAAGAUGACAAGAACAAGAUGACUUGUUAACCUCUAGUGGUGGAGGAGACGGGGGCAGAGAAAUAUUCUCACCACAGGAAAUGAAACUCUCCAUCUUGCAUUAACAUUAUAGCUGCUGCUGCCACUACAUUGAAAGCUAAUAUUCCCUUAUGGAGAACGGUGUGAGCGAGCACUGGGUCAGGCAUGGAAAGUCCAAAGCUCUUAAUAUUAUUGUUUCAUUUUAAAUAUCCAACAGCUAAUCAUUUGAGACAUUUUACCUAAAGAGGACACUGUUUAAUUUAGAAAAACUACAUUAAAAAGGCCUCACAGAUUGAUUUAAGAGCUGUACGUACCAGACAUAUCAAAAGUUAUCUUCAUGUAAAUGUGCUCUGCCCACAUAACCUCAGCCUCUAUGCCCUUCUUGAUUUGAGAAAAACAAGUUUUCAGACUUGUUUUUCAGCCUCUUUAUGUCCUGUUCCUUGCUGUCCGUUUCUCAAGCAGCAUCUGCAGUGCAUGACCUCUGUCUGUGUACUUGUGUGUGCCAGGCAGAAAACUGAAUAUCAUAGAAGAGAUUCCCCUUACAAUACCCUUCUCCCACCUCCUACGGGCUCCUUCUGAGUCCUGCAUGGUGCUGGUCAUGCCAGCAGAGCUCAGAGCUGCAAGAGGAUGGAAACAGAGCUGAGAAAAACAUGCAAACCACUGGGAGACAGACGGCAAGAGAAAGAGAGAUGGUGGAAAGGGAGUGGGCUUAGAAAGUGGUCUGGCUGGAGCCUCGCGGCAGUCACUUAACAAGGCAGGGGAGAAAGAGAGGUACACAGGGAGAGGAGAGAGCAAGAGAGCAGCAGGGCCAGGACUCCCCAGGAGUCAUCGCCAGCGCCAGCUUCUUCUAGAUUGCCUGCUGGAGAGCGAUCGAGCCGCACCUCACAUUCCCUCCCCUCUCAGUCUCCUCUCCUCUGAGAAAUGACCACCAAUUUCCCCCCUCUCCUCUGAGAAAGCCUCCAAUCCAAUCUUUGUCUUUCUUACAUCUCAAACCACAUGGGCCCAGGUGCAUUCUGCUACCUAGUGACCAGGCCGUAGGAUCCGCAAGAACACGUCACUUAGAGCGCCUCACUGGCUACGACCACUGAAGUGAAUCUUUAAUAUUUGAUUAGAGGAGCGUCAGGCAUCAAUUAUUCUGUAAUUCUACAUAGCACACAGAGGGAGGAGUGGAUGGCAAACGGCUGAAGCGGCUGACCUGUUAAUCACUGUCCGUUUUGUUCACGUCACAGAGUGAGUGAGUACUGCAAGCGGAGAGGAUGAGAGGUGACACCGCAUGCAAACUGUCCAGUUAAUGUAGCUCGUGGAACAAAGUGGGAUUCAAGUGUUUGAUGGGACAUCAUAAGAAAUAUGCAGAUAGAAGAAAAAUACACACAUAUUUGUAUAGAUGCUUCAGUCUCAUGUGUUAUGUUCUUAAAAAAAAAUACCCUCAUUAAUUUGAACUGGAACCUGUGAAAUGUCGAGAAUGAAUUCAUAUAAUGUUUUCCAUUGUGCCAAUUAUAUUUUACAGUCUUAAAGUAUAAAUAAGCUUGAAGACCUGGUGAAUUUCGCUUUUUUUGUUUUCACUUGUGUUUUUGUGUAUCUGAUGCAUUUGUGUCUUAAAAAGCCCGUGUUAUGGCACUGGCACUCGACCGCGUUGCAUGGCUACACCGUCGCACUGCAAACAACGAACAGAGCCGAGGAGCUUGCGUCACUUUGGUGUCAAAAUGGUGAUUUGGAAGCCUCAUGAAUACUGUAUGUACCUAAACAGGUGUUUCCCAUUUGCAGACAGGAGGAAAAAAAAUGGUCCUCUUUUUAAAAAAAAGACUUGUUUCUUUCUUUUCUUUCUUUUUUUUUUUUUGCCUUUCUUGUAUUUGUUUCUGUAUCAUAACUGUCUAUGGUUUUUGCAUAAAAUGCAUAAGGGUUUUGGGAUGUAAAUGGAAUUUUAUUCAUAUUUUGUCCAAAUACCUCUUGUAAUUUGUAUCAGAAUUCUUGUACAAUUUUUAUAUUAAAGAUUUAUCAGUCACUGG